GCCCAUUCCCCGCAACUCCACCGUACCCUACCAGUAGUCUUUGUAAUCCGCUCAAGCUUCACUGGCGUGAUAAAGAUUUAAGACUUUUCAAGGAAGAUCAAAGGGCAGAAAACCAACCAAACAGGCAGCGACGAUCUGGUCGACACCACGAAUGCAACAGAAAAAACUUCGGCACCUUUACGUUGCACAUGCAAUAGAGACAAGACGACGCUACCAAAGCUCCCAUUAUCUUCAAAAGUAGGAAUUUUCUGUAGGACUCCCAAGUUGUUUAGAUAAGGAUUCGACCAAAGCGAGCUUCACAGCAUUAUACCCUCGAAAGGAAAUUGAAACGAACUCACUGUGUUACAGAGUGUUUCUUUCCGACAGUGACCCUGGUUGUAGUGCAAGCUGCCAAGGAACAACGUGACAGAAACACGCAUUAUCUAUCUAGCACAACAAAGAGCAAAAGUACAAGAUGUCAUCGGGUGGUCAGCGCUCGUCGAGCAGUGGUGGAUCUGCCGAGUCGGUAGCAGCGGGAUGUAGCUUGCGAGAGCUACGCCCCAAGUCACGACAGCGCAAUUCGCAAGGAGGAGAAAUGGAAGGACUGGCCGUCUUUACAUUUGGACGUGGCGAAGAUGGUCAGCUUGGUUUGGGUGAUACGUGUGAUUCGGACGAACCCAAGUUCGUGGAUGCCUUGCGGGGAGUGGGUGUGAGGCAAAUUGCCUGCGGGUCAGGACAUACCGUCGUCCUUACCACAGAUGGAGAAGUAUACACUUGGGGUCGCGGAGACGAUGGCCGUUUGGGCCAUGGAGAUAAUGGGUGGAAAUAUGUCCCUAGGAUCAUUCAAAGUCUGGCAGGACAAAUUGUUGUCCAAGUUACCUGCGGGUCCUAUCACACCGCUGCUGUGACAGGCAACGGCGAUUUGUACACUUGGGGAGGUGGCAUGUACGGCAAACUUGGACAUGGCAAUGAAAAUGGACAUUCAACCCCCAAACGCGUGGAAGCCCUUGUUGGUUUGGUUGUUUCCAUGAUUGCUUGUGGUAGUCGCCACACCGCCGUUGUCACUAGUCCCGAAGGAAACCUGUACACCUGGGGUGACAAUGAAGCUGGCACCACUGGUAUUGGAUCGAGGGAAGGACAUCAAUACUCACCAAAGUUAUUGGAGAGACUUGCUGGGAAAAGAGUUGUCCAACUGAGUGCCUGCGGAUUCCACACUGGGUGUUUGACCGAUUCCGGUAAUGGGGGAGAACUCGAACUCUACACAUUCGGCGAAGGCAAAUUUGGUCGAUUGGGGACGGGCAAUGAAAGGAAUUGUCAUACUCCACAUCUAGUCGAGGCUAUGGUCGGCAAGAAGCCGAGGCAAGUGAGUUGUGGAGGAUUUCACACUGCCGUCGUUACGGAGGAUGGAAAAUUGUACACUACUGGAGGUGGAGAACACGGACAGCUGGGCCACAACGAUCGAGUCAACAGGUUAAAACCAACGUUUGUGCAGGCUCUCGACGGAGAGUUCGUCUCCGAAAUUACAUGUGGCUGGUCUCAUUCGGUUGCCCUGACGGCCAAAGGUUUGGUGUACACUUGGGGCAAUUCCGACCACGGAAAACUUGGUGUUGGUUCGUCUCGUCGUGUGAGUGUACCUCAGCUGGUAGAAAAGUUAAAGAAAUAUCGCGUGGUCAAGGUUGCAUCAUACAACGAACACACUGCUGUACUGGUGGAACCUUUUGAUCACGUCGGCGCUGGUCUGGCGGGCGGUGUCAAUGCUGUCCCCGUAACGACGGCCUACAACUCGUCCAUGAGAGCCCUGGUGAAUGACGAGGAGUUUUCGGACGUCACCUUCACUGUGGAAGAUCAACCUGUGUAUGCGCACAGGGCACUAUUGGCUUCUCGGUGCGAACAUUUUGCUGCCAUGUUUCGAUCAGGAAUGAGAGAAAGUGCAGAGAAGGCGAUAAUCCCCAUCCCGGACAUGUCUCGUCCAGUUUUCUUGUUGCUAUUGGAGUACAUUUACACUGAUUCUGUCAAAAUCGAAUUGGAGCACGCUAUCGAACUGUACAUUGCGGCUGAUCUUUACCAACUGGAACGACUGCGAGAUAUGUGCUGUACAGUUGUACGGCGUAACUUGAAUGCCGAAAACAGCGGCCCCUUGCUACAAAAUGCCACCGAAGCGCACUGCCAUAUCUUGAAGGAAGUUUGCAUGGCUUACGUUGUCGAGAACUUCGACGUCGUUUCCAAGACGGAAGGCAUCAAACAAGUGAGCCACUCCUUGUUACUGGAGAUUUUGGCUCAAAGAUAACCAGGCUAUUGUACUAGUAUCUUGAUCGGUUGCGUGUUUUAAAAACUAUAUUCCACCUUGGAGGUUGCAUUGUCAAGCCAUACCUUAGACUUGCCCUGAGCCAAUCUGCAACAUCACUACAACAAUGCCAACAAAUAUAGACAUUAUGCUGGGUGGAUCUAUUUUAACUAUAGCUUCCUUUUCUAACCUGCCCGAUUGGGGCAGCAACCGCACCAAUGGA
This is a messenger RNA of Seminavis robusta, 2486 nucleotides long. NCBI's taxonomy places the organism in Eukaryota, Bacillariophyta, Bacillariophyceae, Naviculales, Naviculaceae. The record is from the annotation of a GenBank genome assembly.